CAUGACCAGCUGAAAGUGCAGGUAAAGAGGAGGUUGGAGCAUGGGAAAGAAGGCGAACCCGCCUCCGGCCUACGUGAGACUGACCCAUGACGACACCCGGGAAGACCGAGUGCGCAAAGGGAAGGUCCCUGUGCUCGUUGGGGAGGGUGAGGUGAUGGAGAGACUACUCAUACCGACAAAGCUGUUCAAGCAUCCAUACAUUGUUGCACUCCUGGAGAUGUCUGCUAAUGAGUUUGGGUACCAGCAACAAGGAACCCUAAAAAUUCCAUGUGCUGUGGAAUGCCUUAGACGGAGUAUUGAGAUGAUAUCAAAGGAGAAGUGAUCAUAUGCAUACGAAGAUUGAACUCAUGGCAUGUGUAUACUAGUCUUUACAGUAAUUACAGAGUCUGCUCCUAAGUGAUGAAGGUACUUUUUUCAAAUUUGUAACUGUCAAUCUUUCAUCCUGCAAAUAAAAGAAAUCUUCACUCC
Molecule: messenger RNA, 468 nt
Organism: Vitis vinifera (wine grape)
Lineage: Eukaryota; Viridiplantae; Streptophyta; Magnoliopsida; Vitales; Vitaceae
Exons: 1
Coding region: 41-322 (93 amino acids)
Biological process (GO): response to auxin
Source: RefSeq, a predicted model, not a curated record